AUGUCGAAACGCCUCUGCACAUCACUCCUCCACGCGCCGCAGCGAUCGCAAGCCUCACUGCCACGAUGCAGUAUCCACAGCACCUUCUGCAUCCGCCGCGAUGACCUCCACCACCGACAGUUCCCAUCAACACGACCAUUCACCUCUUCGACACGAUGCACUUCCGGCCCAAGCGCAAUACGCGGAAUGCAAGGGCGAAAGCAGUCGCAGCCGUCCAUGGCUGUCCAGAUGAAAGAGAAGCAAAAGUCGGCUCAACGCGAUGGCUCAAUGCUUGAACACCUGGGAUUCCUUCCCGACACCUUCGUCUCACCCACCGGCAAGAACCUCCCCUCCUGGUUCACAAGUCCCAAAGACCGCUGGAAAGUCCAGAAACUCAAGCUGUGGAAUACAUUCUACUACUUAGCAAGCCACUACAUGGCCUGGUGGAUGGUCACGCCACGCGUGAAGCUCGAGCGGCGCAAACUCCCCGAGCUCAGCAAGAAGCUCUACGAGGAAAUGUACACCCACUUCGCAGCCGGCAACCUCCAAGCCAUCGAACCCAUCCUCAGCGCCGGCAUGCUGGGCUCCCUCCGCUCCCGCAUCGGCCAGCGCACCCCCAACACAGGCCUCCAAUGGACCCUUCACAGAUACCUCUCGCACCCCAGGGUGGUAUCCUACCGCUUCCAAAUCCUCCCCGACGGCGCCAAGACCGAAAAGAACGCUUUCGCCCAAGCCGUCGUGCAGAUCCGCUCGCUGCAGUCUCUCUGCAAGACGCGCCGGCUUCGCGUGAUCAAUAACGAGACGAGGCGGGGGUAUAUUAAGGAGGCGGUUUUCGAUGAGCAGGGGAAUAUGAUCCAGGAUAAAGAUGUGGAGGCGCAUAAGAGGAAGAUUGCGAAGGUCACAACGGAGUAUUUGGUGGUGCAGAGGUUUGUGAAGCUUUCGAGGCCGGGGGAGUGGCAUGUUUGGGGGACGGUGCCGGAAACGAGGAUGGAGGAUAUAAGGGGCAAGGAGAGGGAGAAUGAGAGGGAGUUGAUGAGUAAGGUGUAA
This is a messenger RNA of Fulvia fulva, 1026 nucleotides long. RefSeq lists its product as uncharacterized. The transcript has a single exon. Gene Ontology annotation, cellular component: mitochondrial inner membrane; mitochondrion. Gene Ontology annotation, biological process: protein insertion into mitochondrial inner membrane from matrix. The record is from RefSeq and is a predicted model, not a curated record. Bases 1 to 1026 code for a protein of 341 amino acids. NCBI's taxonomy places the organism in Eukaryota, Fungi, Ascomycota, Dothideomycetes, Mycosphaerellales, Mycosphaerellaceae.